ACAAGCAAGCCAAGGAGGACCCUGCGAGGUUUUUUGUGUUUUCCUAUCUGUUUAUUUCUCCGAACAUACUGAGUUAAAAAAAUAUAUAUAUAUAUAUAUAUAUAUAUAUAUUCUGGUGAGUCUUUCUCUCACCAAAUGCAAAACUUCUGCGGUCAUUUCAUUCUGAUGAUUUAGCUGUCUCGUGUCGGGACAGCUUGAUAUUGUAAGCUCUGGACAUAUGUGGGAUUGGACGAGGAAUGCUGUCGUAACGUUUGAAGAACACAGUUGAAGGUUAUUUUAAGUCUGAUAAGGCAGAGGUGGACAUGAUGGCUUCCUCUCUGAUCAUUCUGAUAGCCUGUUUGUCCUCGUUGCGUUUCGGAGGCGCGUUAUUUUCGGGACCUCUGCCACCGGAGAUGUCGAACGGCACUUUUCAUCAUUAUUUCGUGCCGGAUGGAUUCUAUGAAGACAACGACGACCCCGAGAAAUGUCAAAUGCUAUUUAAAAUGACCGACGAACGCAAAUGCACCCUGGACGAGGACCAGGACUCGGUGAUCCGGGACGAUUUUACCAUCAUUAAGCGUCACAUCGAAGACUCGGCGAGGGUGCUGGAGGGAAUCGGGAAGAGCAUCUCCUUUGACCUGGACGGAGAGGACAGCUACGGGAGAUACCUGCGACGGGAGACGACCCAGAUUACCGAGGCGUUUUCCAACUCAGAGAAGUCUCUGCUGGAGCUGGAAGUGAAAUUCAAACAGAGUCAAGAGAACGAGCUGAAAGAGGAGCACAAGAUCAGCGAUGACGUUCUAAACAUGAUCGUGCACACACGGGACGUCCUGAAGGAGACACUGGACAUCUCACUGGGAUUGAAAGACAAGCACGAGCUACUGUCACUCAUCAUCCGGAGUCACGGGACCCGGUUAAGCCGCCUGAAAAACGAGUAUAUGAAGGUGUAGAGGACUGUUUGGAAUUUUGGCCAAAUUGAUGCAUCUAUUUUGUGCAAAAAGUGGAAGCCAAUAUUCACAUAAUAUCUGCAAUCAUACACGAAGACAGUCAUUAAAUACGUUAAACUUAUUGUUGCAGCUCAUAAUGCUGCAUCUCAGUCUCAUCAAUAUAGAGGGUUUACCUCUGAGAGGGACACAAAAACUGAGUUAGAUGCAGUGUUGCAAUGCUUACAAAUAUUUUCUCUGAAAAAAUUGUAGGUUGUGUUUGUUGAAAGGCAUUACUUGCACUUUGAUUUGAGAGACAAUUAAUGUAAACAUAAGGAAUAUAGUUUUGAUUGUACAAAUUUAACUUUCAUAUUAAUAAUUAGUUUAUUACAAGAGCAUGUUCUUGGAAUCAUUUUUAACCAUUCAGACUGACAAUCCUCCAAAAAAUAAUGGCAUGAAUGAACAAUAUAUUAUUAAUUUCACUAUUAUUGCUUUCUAUAAUACGUUGGAAGGGGAUUUUUUUUUUUUUUUUUUUUUUGCUCUUCUUUGUACGUUAUUACAUGUUGUGUCCCCUAUUAAAUAGAUAUGUUUUAUAUUUAGAUUUUAAAUAUAUUAAGAUGGUGAGUGUUUAUAUUUAUGAAAAAGCUUAAAUGUAUUCAUUUAUGAGAUUACUUAUCUUGUAAUUCUCUGAAAAGUCAUGGAAAAAUGACCAUCUGGGAUUCCCAGACACUCCAAAAUGACUGCGGGCAAAUAUAUUGGACUUAAAGCAUUUGACCAUAAGUAGUUCCAUUCCUGAGAGAUUUUUUUGUUCAUGCAGCUUGUGUAAUAAAAACCUUUU
This is a messenger RNA of Xyrauchen texanus (razorback sucker), 1740 nucleotides long. RefSeq names its product fin bud initiation factor-like. NCBI's taxonomy places the organism in Eukaryota, Metazoa, Chordata, Actinopteri, Cypriniformes, Catostomidae. The record is from RefSeq and is a predicted model, not a curated record. Bases 303 to 929 code for a protein of 208 amino acids. The transcript has a single exon.